Seriola dumerili (greater amberjack) is the source of this 2836-nucleotide messenger RNA. RefSeq names its product epidermal growth factor receptor pathway substrate 15 like 1 (gene eps15l1a). The transcript is spliced from 26 exons. The record is from RefSeq and is a predicted model, not a curated record. Bases 16 to 2814 code for a protein of 932 amino acids. Gene Ontology annotation, biological process: endosomal transport; endocytosis. Gene Ontology annotation, molecular function: calcium ion binding; cadherin binding. NCBI's taxonomy places the organism in Eukaryota, Metazoa, Chordata, Actinopteri, Carangiformes, Carangidae. Gene Ontology annotation, cellular component: cytoplasm; clathrin coat of coated pit; plasma membrane.
GCAGCAACAGGGAAGAUGGCAGCUCUCACAUCUCUGACCCAGUUGUCGAGUGGGAACCCUGUAUAUGAGAACUUUUACAGACAGGUGGAUCCUGGGAACACAGGGAGGGUCGGACCAACAGAAGCUGCCUUGUUCUUAAAGAAGUCUGGGCUCCCUGACAUUACAUUGGGGAAGAUCUGGGAUUUGGCUGAUCCUGAUGGCAAAGGUUACCUGGACAAACAGGGGUUUUAUGUGGCUCUGCGGCUGGUGGCCUGUGCUCAGAGCGGACAGGAAGUCAGUUCCUCCAGCCUCAACCUCACAGUCCCUCCUCCCAAGUUUAAGGACACCAGUAGUCCAUCUCUGAGCAGCACAGCUUCUGCCUCCUCUGAACUACACUGGGCUGUCAGGCCUGAGGAAAAGAGUAAGUUUGAUGGGAUUUUUGAAAGUCUGGCUCCAGUCAACGGGCUGCUGUCAGGGGAGAAGGUCAAACCAGUCCUAAUCAACUCCAAGCUACCUCUGGACAUCCUUGGGAAGGUUUGGGACCUGAGUGACAUAGAUAAAGAUGGCCAUCUGGACAAAGAUGAGUUUGCAGUGGCCAUGCACCUGGUGUACAGGGCCCUGGAGAAGGAGCCUGUUCCUGCACUGCUCCCCUCUGCCCUCAUCCCGCCGUCUAAGAGGAAGAAGAGUCUGGGCUCAGUGGCUGGCUCUGUGCCUGGACUGCCUGCAAGCCCCCCACCACCAAAAGACUCGCUGCGCUCCACACCCUCCCAUGGCAGCAUGAACUCACUCAACAGCACUGGCAGCCUGUCGCCCAAACACACACUCAAGUCUGGACAGCAUGUGGUGAACUGGGUGGUCCCAGUGUCAGACCGUGGUCGCUAUGACGACAUCUUCCUGAAGACAGAUGCUGACCUGGAUGGUUUUGUCAGUGGACAGGAAGUAAAGGAGAUCUUCAUGCAGUCUGGACUUUCUCAGAAUGUCCUUGCCCAUAUAUGGGCUCUGGCAGACACGAGGCAGAUAGGCAAGCUGACCAGGGAGCAGUUUGCCCUCGCCAUGCAUCUCAUUCAGCAGAAAGUCAGCAAGGGCAUCGACCCUCCGCAGGCCCUCACGGCUGACAUGAUCCCCCCUUCUGAGAGAGGCACUCCUGUCCCAAGUAUGUCAGGAUACAUGACCCCAGUUGGAUCAGAGAUGGCUGCUCUGUCUGAGAUGAGACGGGACAGCUCUAGUUCAGUGGGGUCAGGGGAGUUCACUGGCAUCAAGGAGUUGGAUGACAUCAGUCAGGAAAUAACCCAGUUACAGAGGGAGAAGUACACUCUGGAGCAGGACAUCAGGGAGACAGAGGAGGCCAUCAGAUAUAAGAGUGCGGAGGUUCAGGAGAUGCAGAACGACCUGGACAGAGAGACAGCCAGCCUGCAAGAGCUGGAGGCUCAGAAACAGGAUGCCCAGGAACGCCUGGAGGAGAUGGACCAGCAGAAACACAAACUAGAAGACAUGCUCAAUGAAGUCCGCAUGAAGUGCCAGGAAGAGUCUCAGAUGAUCUCGACCCUCCAGAGUCAGAUCCACUCCCAGGAGUCAGACUUGCAGAGCCAGGAGGAAGAACUGAGCCGGGCAAAGGCCGACCUGGGCCGGCUGCAGCAGGAGGAGAACCAGCUGGAGCAGAGCCUGGCUGCAGGGAAGAUCCAACUGGAGACCAUCAUCAAGUCUCUGAAGGCCACACAGGAUGAGAUAAACCAGGCUCGCAGUAAAUUGUCCCAGAUUCAGGACAGCCAACAGGAAGUGUCUAAAAGCAUCGAGCAGUACAACAGCACCCUGAAUGGGACCCAUGGCGGCAGUAUGACCAACCUGGCUGACAUGAGUGAGGGCUUCAGUGACAGAGAGAACGGAGGAUUCCUAGCCAUGGUGAGAGCAGCACAGGAGGAUCCUUUCAAAGUGAAGCCAUCAGUGUUCAACAGCCAGCCUCAGGAGCUUCCCCCUGACCCCUUUCACUCUGAAGACCCCUUCAUCACAGACCCAUUCAAAGGUGACCCUUUCCAAAAUGACCCCUUUGCCAAGCAGCCAUCAGCAACCACAGAUCCUUUUGGAGGAGACCCUUUCAAAGAGACAGAUCCAUUCAAAGCUUCGUCAGAAGAUUUCUUCAAGAAGACCACGAAGAUGGAUCCUUUCUCCACGCCAGACCCUUUCAGUAAAAGUGCUACGUUACCUUCCAAGCAAGCCAGUCACUUCACAAGCAGUGACCCAUUCUCUUCAAGUAACCCAAAACCCAGAGGACCAGACCUGUUUGGCACGUUGGACCCGUUUGGCAGCAGCUCGUUCAGCAGCAACAGUAACAGCUCCGCUGGAUUCGCAGACUUCAGCCACAUGUCGAAGCCCAGAGACCCGUUUGAAGGCAGAGCCAGCUGGCUGCCAGACUACCAGAAGUCAGUUUUUGUGGACGACCCAUUCAGCAGGAAGAAUGACACGCCCGCUCUGCCACCGAAGAAAAGUGUUCCCCCCAGACCGAAACCACCCAGUGGUAAGAGCACACCAGUGAGCAUGCCUGGUGCAGCUGACCCUUCCAAACCAUGCGACCCCUUCCAGCCAUUUGGCAGCGACGCCAUCGACCCGUUUCAGAGUAAAAAGGGUCUGGGAGACCCGUUCAGCGGCAAAGACCCUUUUGCCCCAUCCUCAUCAAGACCUGACAAAGCUAAGUUUGGGAAUGAGGCUCAGCAGCUGGAGUGGGCGAAGCGGGAGAGUGAGCGAGCGGAGCGUGAGCGGCUGAAGCGGCUCAGACAGCAGGAGCAGGAGGACCUGGAGCUCGCCAUCGCCCUCAGCAAGGCCGAGAUGUCCAAUGCAUGACCUGGAACCCCCAGCACACACA